Panonychus citri (citrus red mite) is the source of this 2656-nucleotide messenger RNA. RefSeq names its product hemicentin-1-like. NCBI's taxonomy places the organism in Eukaryota, Metazoa, Arthropoda, Arachnida, Trombidiformes, Tetranychidae. The transcript is spliced from 6 exons. Bases 447 to 1874 code for a protein of 475 amino acids. The record is from RefSeq and is a predicted model, not a curated record.
ACCAAAUAAGUUUAUAGUUCUAUCAAAAAAUUGAGUUAAUUUAAAUUGAAGAAAAUGUGAAACUUUCAGUGUUUAAUGAAAUGAAUUAGAAACAAGUAAUUAGGAGACACAAUUAGACAUCGUAAAAAAUUGAUUAUUUCUCAUUUUAAACACCGAUAAUAAACAUAAUCAAAAUUCUGUUAAUUUGAACCGCAACUUCAUCUAUUUAUUUUAUAAAUUGAUUGUGUUUGGUUGAACACUUUAUGUAUCAAUAAUUAUUAUUAUUUGCUCAUUAAUUUGAUUCAUCAAAGUUGUUAAUUAACGCGAAUUGAGUGAAUCAUCAUCAUCAUCAUAUUCACUUAAUAAUCAAUAUUUUGUGUUUUUAUCAAGAUAUCAUCAUUAUCAUAAUAAUCAUCAUCUUAGUCUCUAUCAAAAUAAUUUAAUUUAAUUUAACUGUUUCAACAAAAAUGAGAAGGAAAUUAAUGUUUCUUAAUUGUGAUUCAGUUGCUACUCAAACAAUUUGGAUAUCUAAAUCAUCACCGGUGACAUGUCUUCAAUUACUAUUAUUUUUACUGAUACUUAAUUGUAGUUACAAUUUGUCUGUAAAUUCACAAAGUUUAGAAAUUGACUAUUCAGGUCACACAGAAGUCGAAGGUAUCGCUGGUCGAUCAGUCUCUUUACCAUGUAACAUAACGAUAACCAACGGGAAUAUUAAAGAAGUGGCCAUUAUUUUAUGGUACAAAGGAGAGACUGGAAUUCCUGUUUAUACAGUUGACACUCGGAAUAAAAGUUCAUUAAGUGGUUCAAUUCAUAUUCCAUCGAGUUCUUAUAAGAGUCGAUCUUAUUUUGAUAUGUCCAAAAGUCCACCGACUCUACGAUUAGAUAAAGUUAGUGAAAAAGACUCAGGUGAAUAUCGAUGUAGAGUCGAUUAUGAAAAAUAUCCAACACAAAACUUUCACAUCAACCUAACAGUUAUCGUUCCACCUAAAUCAGUGAUUAUUGUUGAUUCCAAUGGAACCCGAAUGGAAGGUGUAAUUGGCCCAUUCCUAAGAGGAACCACCCUGAGACUUACAUGUAAAGCUAUUGGGGGUGAUCCCUCGCCUAGUAUACGCUGGUGGAAGGGUGGGAACAUGGUUGAUGAUUCCUAUCAGAUUUCACAGAAUCGAACAGUUUCUAAUGAAUUUAUCGUGGAAAAUAUCGAUCGUGAUAACUUAUUAACCGUAUUAACGUGCCUAGUUUCUAAUACUGACCUUAUACCGCCCAAAGAAGUUUCAGUUUCAAUUGAUAUGAUUCUUGAACCUCUUGGUGUUGAACUUUUGCUACAAAAUACUUUUCUACCUGCAAACAAUGUAAGUGACCUCAUCUGCUUAUCCUAUGGUUCUCGUCCACCCGUUCAAGUGAAAUGGUUCAAAGAUGAUGAGCCUUUGAAUGUAACUACAAGUUUAAUCCUCUCCAAUGACGGUAACUCAACAACCUCAAAGUUUCAAUAUAAACCGACCAUAGAAGACAAUGGAAAGGUCAUUUCUUGUUCAGUGGUCAACACAAAAUUAUCAAUCUCACCAUUAAAAGAUGAAACAAUUCUCAAUAUUCACUAUACACCUCAAGUAUCAAUCGUCUUAGGUACUAGCCUUCAAUUGGACACAAUUCGUGAAAACACCGAUGUCUAUUUUGAAUGUAAUGUUCGCGCCAAUCCUUGGGUCACUGAGGUCACUUGGCUUUUUGAAGAUGUUCCUCUUUACACCAAUCCCUCGGCUGGAAUAAUUGUCUCCAAUCAAUCACUUGUCCUUCAACAAGUUAAACGAAGUCAACGUGGACAUUACCAAUGUUCAGCAAGGAACAGUCAAGGAACCGGAUACAGUGAAAAAUCAUAUCUCAAACUAAACUGUAAGUUGUAAUAUUUUUUCGCCACUCAUUCAUCAAUGAAUUGAAAACUGUAAGGCUGGAAAUCGAAACACUACAAUUAGGUAUCUUCGAGAAACUCAGAGAACAAAUAACCUCUAGAAGCAGCAUGAUGACCUUUUGGGCGUUUUUGCUGAUCUCUCAAUCUUAUCUCUUUAAUGAUAAUCAUACAAAUAUCUCACUUAAUCUACAUUAAGACUAAAAGAUAAGAUAUUGAAUGAUGUCCGAAGAGUAACAACUUUGCUCUUGAUAUCUUAUGAUGUCACUUUAGUUUCCCCUUCAUCUUAUAAUGAUAAUAAAUUUGUUUCCUGUUCCGUUUUCUCAUGAUUCUAAUUGCAACCCAAACAAUUUGAGUUAUUUCACUUCUCAUAACGUUGUGCUUGUGAUUCAAUUUACUUUUGAGUUUUGAUUAGUUACUAAUUUAAAUUGGUGUACAUGGUGUGAAGUUCAUGUGAUCUGUUUAUUAAAAAUCUUAAAAUUCAAACUCUGAGUUAGUUUCAGCUCUUUGAAAUUUGUUAUUAUCCAUCAACUGUGUUGUGUUAUUGUGAAUUUGACUGGAACUCCGAGCAUCAGAUUAGUUCAUCAGUCGUGAAUCAACAAGUGUCUUCAAUAAAUCUUCUAAUCGGUGAGUUGACCAAUGGUCAUUUACAAAUUUCUGUCAAUUUUUCGUUGAGCUGGUGAAUGUGAGACAAUAAGAAGACUACAAUUGAUCAAAAUUUAGGUUGAAAUUUUUUCUCUUUAAAACUUGACGAAUUUAUUGUUCAAUUCUACAUGAUAA